Molecule: messenger RNA, 852 nt
Organism: Paramecium octaurelia
Lineage: Eukaryota; Ciliophora; Oligohymenophorea; Peniculida; Parameciidae
Source: the annotation of a GenBank genome assembly
AUGAGUACUUCAAGCCAUAUUUGUCUUAUCUUCAGUUACGUCUAUGACAAGAUAAGCAAGAUUCAUCCUAACAACGUCGCAGAGAGUUUGCGUUCUAUUGAAAAUAACCUUUAACUAAUUCUUGAAUAGAUGGAUGAAGUGACUGAGAAUCUUACCUAUUCGAAUUUAAGGAUGUUAUUUGAUUACGCAAAGGGUUGUUAGCAAUCACUUAAUACUAGUUUUUUCUAUAAUUUAGAAUACUCUGAGUUGAUGUAUAAAAUCAACUAAAAUUUACUUGAAAUAUUUUAACUUUUUGAUACUGCUAUUGAUAGUAACUUUGUGGUGCCACAAUCGACGAUAUGUAUUACUAAUGAAUUAGGUAAUAUCAUAACACAUGAAGAAAAUUUUUUUGAAGUUAUGGGACAUUCUACAGAAAUGAAUUUUGCUUAGCUUAUCGAUGUGUAUGCCACUCCUAAUUUCAAUUUAGGUUAAGAGAACAUCGACAACGCAUAAGCAACAUUUUAUAAACUCAAUUACCGAGCAUUGGAACAAGUAUUCACAUCAGAAAAUACAAUUUUUUAAAUUAAAUAAAAUGUUUCCUAACUGAGGGAAUAGUUCUUCCAGAGAUUCCAAUUAAAUAUCACAAUAGGAAAUUUUGAAUUCACUAAAUAUGAUGAUUAGAAUUAAUUUUUUUUUUAUGAUCCUCUGUAUGCUAUGAACGAAGAACAUAUCAAGAAGUUGCUAAUAGUUUAAUUUGUGGCACUAAAUUAUUAACAAUCAACAUAAUUAGAUGAAUUCGUUCAGUCUGCUAAAUUUGCUGAUAGAAUUGAAAAGUUUUAUCAGAAAUUAAUAAGUGCAGUAUAAGACGAAUGA